CAGACGGUGCAGGGGCUGUGGCAUCUCGGGCUAGGCUCUGAGCACCGGGCACCGAGUUGGGCAGGUGCGGGCCUGUGCGGGCCGCAGAGGAACCCGCGGUUCCCAGCCGCACCUAGCCGUCGGGGGAGCGCGCCUGUGCUGCGGCGGCGGCGUGAACUCUUGUGCACCUGCUCCUGAGCACCGACUGAGCCCAGAUCAUGGCCCUCCACCCUCGAAGAGUCCGGCUGAAGCCCUGGCUGGUGGCCCAGGUAGACAGUGGCCUUUACCCUGGUCUCAUCUGGCUACAUAGAGAUUCCAAACGCUUCCAGAUCCCCUGGAAACAUGCCACACGGCACAGCCCCCAACAAGAGGAAGAAAACACCAUUUUUAAGGCUUGGGCUGUGGAGACUGGAAAGUACCAGGAAGGGGUGGACGAUCCUGACCCAGCUAAAUGGAAGGCUCAGCUCCGCUGUGCUCUCAACAAAAGCAGGGAGUUCAACUUGAUGUACGAUGGCACCAAGGAAGUGCCCAUGAAUCCUGUGAAGAUCUAUCAAGUGUGUGACAUCCCCCAGCCCCAGGGCUCUGUCAUUAACCCAGGAUCCACAGGGUCUGCUCCUUGGGAUGAGAAAGAUAAUGAUGUGGAUGAAGAUGAUGAGGAGGAUGAGCUUGAUCAGUCACAGCACCACGUCCCCAUCCAGGACACCUUCCCCUUCCUGAACAUCAAUGGUUCUCCCAUGGCGCCAGCCAGCGUGGGCAACUGCAGUGUGGGAAACUGCAGUCCUGAAUCAGUGUGGCCCAAAACAGAACCUCUGGAGAUGGAAGUACCCCAGGCACCCAUUCAACCCUUCUACAGCUCUCCAGAGCUGUGGAUCAGCUCUCUCCCCAUGACUGACUUGGACAUCAAAUUUCAGUACCGUGGGAAGGAGUAUGGGCAAACCAUGACGGUGAGCAACCCACAGGGCUGCCGGCUCUUCUAUGGGGACCUGGGCCCCAUGCCUGACCAGGAGGAGCUCUUUGGUCCUGUCAGCCUGGAGCAGGUCAAGUUCCCAGGUCCAGAGCAUAUCACCAACGAGAAGCAGAAGCUGUUCACCAGUAAGCUGUUGGAUGUCAUGGACAGGGGACUGAUCCUGGAGGUCAGCGGACAUGCCAUUUAUGCCAUCAGGCUGUGCCAGUGCAAAGUGUACUGGUCAGGGCCGUGUGCCCCCUCGCUUGCUGCUCCUAACCUGAUUGAGAGGCAGAAGAAGGUCAAGUUGUUUUGUCUGGAAACCUUCCUGAGUGAGCUCAUUGCCCACCAGAAAGGGCAGAUAGAGAAGCAGCCACCUUUUGAGAUCUACUUAUGCUUUGGGGAAGAGUGGCCAGAUGGAAAGCCCCUGGAGAGGAAGCUCAUCUUGGUCCAGGUCAUUCCAGUGGUGGCUCGCAUGAUCUAUGAGAUGUUUUCUGGUGAUUUCACCCGCUCCUUUGACAGUGGCAGCGUUCGCCUGCAGAUCUCCACUCCAGACAUCAAAGAUAACAUUGUUGCUCAGCUCAAGCAGCUGUACCGCAUCCUUCAAACUCAGGAGAGCUGGCAGCCCAUGCAGCCUGCCCCCAGCAUGCAGCUGCCGCCUGCCCUGCCUGCCCAGUGACCCAGACUGCCGUGCGUGUCCUUUUCUUUCCUCUCUCUCUUUUUUUAUAUUGUAUAUACGGAUUUUUUAAAUUCAUAUUUAGUCAACUUUUAAAUCUUUCCAUAGCCUCAUUAGAAGUCUGAGACUUUCUGAAAAACACCUAGUUCCUCUAAUUAUCAAGAUACCAUCGUCUGAGGGGUUCCUUUUAGAUCUUCCACGGGUGGUGUAGGAGAGAUCUGAUUUGGAAGUUUAGACACUAGGAUUCUAGCCACAGCUGUGUUUCCAUCUGACUUUAGGCAGAUCGUUUAACUGAAGGGCAUCGGAUGCAUCACUUGUAAAUAAAAAAGGUUUGGAAUGAUGCCCCAAAUUGCAUUCGGCCUUAAAACGAUUAUUUUCCUCUACUUGUAUAAGACAAAACUGCCUGGAACAGGACCCUUCUGCAUUGUUCUUAGAACACAUAUUUUCCCCUUCUUGCUUUCAUCCAAGUUCCUUGAGCACUGAUGUGAUCUGAAUUGAGCUCUGUUUGACCUGUUCUGCUAGUACAGUCAGCUGGCUCCCUGCUUGGGGAAGUAAGAGAGGAGCUGAUUGGUUGCCUGGCAACCAGUCUUGAUAUCUAAAUAGAGAUGGUGCCAAGGUCUGAAAGUCACUCAACCUGUGUGUGGAGUAAAAGCUCAUAAAAUGAGUGUCAAAGGGGCAGUUGGUGACACGGAAAGCCGAAGGAUUCCAUGAGAGAAAGAAUGGUCGUCAGUGGAGGGACUCCAUGAGAGAAUGGUCAUCAGCGGAGGAAUUCCAUGGGAGAAUCAUCAUCAGCCGAGCACCUCGUCAACACUCACACCACCUUGUAUGUGGGGUUGAUGAGCAACUGUGAUUCCAUGUGACUCACUCAGGCAGACACUCUCCUCUUCCUCAUUUUCUUCUCAAAGAUUAUCUGGAGGGAGUUGGGCAUCUAGGAUACGCUCUGAUGAAAAAAAUGGACGGUUCUUGUUUAGAGACUUCCAAGAGUCUUCCUGCCAUUCGGACUUUUCUAUUUGUGGAAAAUGAGGUGUUGCAUAUGUUAAAGAUCUGGACAGUGCGCUUCUGGGGAAGGGUCAAACAUGCUUAUAGCACUUGCUAUGGGCAAUAGAGAUGGCGAAGAACAGCGCAACUGUGUCUCACCGAGUGUCGGCCCCAGUCCCUUCUCAUAAUUUGAAUCCUGAGACUUAGAUGAAAAGCAAGAUGCGUCUCUCUGGUUAUAGCCCCAAUUCUCUUGAACACUGGUGUUUGUUUGUUUCAUGUCACAUGGACCAUGCCUCUCUGUACAGUCUGCUGCUCUUACACCAUGGCUAGCAUCUUCUGCUUUUCUAGCCACUGAAAGUUGGGAUGCAUUUCAAGUUUAACAGCGCAACCUAAUCUUGGGUGACAGUGAGACUUACUUAGGAUGCUUAAGCUUUGGUUUAAAGUUCUCUUAGAGAUUAUUAAAGGGCGGACCAAGAGAGAUCUGGGUGAGCUAAGAAAAACCCGUGUCUGUGUGAAUAAGAGCGAAGUAUAAUUGUAUACACAUAGCCAUAGUAUAAACAUGUCAGAGUAAAACUCUUUGUAUACUAAUUAAAAAUUUUUAAAGAAAAGUUUAGGUAAAAGUUUAAAAAUUGGACUUUUAUAGAUCAGGAGUCAUGCAAGGCAUAGGGACUUUAUUCUUUGGAGGAAUGAGUAGCAUCAUUUGGUGAGAUGAAGUGAGGGAGUCUUGAUGUAUGGUUGCUCCAUCUGGGAGUUCAAAGUUAAAAAUAACCCGUUAUAGAGAAAGUAGGAGGGGAAUAGAGGACAUUUCCUUUCCAUUCUGUAACAUAUCAGCAGGCUUUGAGGGAUGGUCAGACAACAGGAUCUGGUAAAUAUGUUCUAAGGGCUACAGAUUGAGUUUUUAGGUGUGUGAUUGAGUUUUUAGGUUGACAAAUCUGUCAGUAUGAUGAACGAUUUUGUGAGGUCCUAACUAGACAGUCCAGUUUCUUCCUUGUCUUGCAUCUUUUUUUUUUUUUUUUCAGAAUGCUAGAAGCACACACUACAUACAGGGUCUUCUCUUGUCAUCUUUAGUAAGCUUUCUCUGGUUUUGAUAGAUACCAGGCCCUGUCCUUUUUAGGAGCACUAAGUUUCCCAAUGUUCCCAUUCACUCUCCAGAUGUCUUCUCCCUGGUCUUCAUCUGAAGACUCAGAAGGGAGGAUUUACCCUAGUUCCUCUUUUUCCUUACUGUGCACUCCAGAUGACGUCCAAUGUUAAAGAACCACUACAGAUAAACUGGGAAGGCAGAUGUUGAAUCUGGUCUCCUCUCCACAAUUAAGACCUUGGUUGUAUGUUCCCAUAAUAUCUUAAACUUUCAGAAUAACUGUGUCAUUUGUAAAUUACUCCAUGUCUGUGUCCUGCUUGACUGACUGCCAACUUGGAAAGUGAAAACUGUUUGUCUUAGAUUUAUUGCCAGGUCUUUAGCAGUGUCUUAUACAGUGUGUUCUAUGAUAUUUGUGCUGUAAUAAAUGAACUAAGUCUUUUGAUUUGGAGAUUUAUUGCUAACUAUCAUGGGAAUGUAAAAUAAAUUUGGGAAGAAAAAAAUA
Mastomys coucha (southern multimammate mouse) is the source of this 4156-nucleotide messenger RNA. It is a transcript of the gene Irf6, whose product is annotated as interferon regulatory factor 6. The record is from RefSeq and is a predicted model, not a curated record. The transcript has 8 exons. Gene Ontology annotation, cellular component: nucleus. The coding region runs from base 198 to 1601 and encodes 467 amino acids. Gene Ontology annotation, biological process: immune system process; regulation of transcription by RNA polymerase II. Gene Ontology annotation, molecular function: DNA-binding transcription factor activity, RNA polymerase II-specific; RNA polymerase II cis-regulatory region sequence-specific DNA binding; protein binding. NCBI's taxonomy places the organism in Eukaryota, Metazoa, Chordata, Mammalia, Rodentia, Muridae.